CGACGUCCGGGAGUGGUCAAAAUAUCCGCAUUUGCGGCUGGUAAGUGGAACUUGCCCUCUACUUUAGCUUUCCCAUGGUGUAUACCGGAUAACAGCAAAGAAAGACACCAAACACAUUACGAGGAAGUUCUGGUGUUGGUUUCCAUUAGUGUAGUAGCAGUGGACAGUGUCCAAAUCCAAAGAUGGCUACUGGAAAGAGUAAGAACCAGAGCUCUCUGGUGCUGCACAAGGUGAUCAUGGUGGGAAGUGGAGGUGUUGGGAAGUCAGCCCUUACUCUGCAGUUCAUGUAUGACGAGUUUGUGGAGGAUUACGAGCCCACCAAGGCAGACAGCUACAGGAAGAAGGUGGUGCUGGAUGGAGAGGAGGUCCAGAUCGACAUCCUGGACACAGCUGGACAGGAGGACUAUGCUGCCAUCAGAGACAACUACUUCAGGAGCGGAGAGGGCUUCCUGCUAGUCUUCUCCAUCACCGAACACGAGUCGUUCACUGCCACCUCAGAGUUCAGGGAGCAGAUUAUGCGGGUGAAAGCAGAGAACGAUACCAUCCCUCUGUUGGUGGUGGGGAACAAGUCGGAUCUGGAGGACCGCAGGCAGGUGUCGUUGGACGAGGUCCGGGCCAAGGCAGAGGAGUGGGGGGUGCAGUACGUGGAGACCUCAGCCAAGACGCGAGCCAACGUCGACAAAGUGUUCUUUGAUCUUAUGAGGGAGGUGCGAAAAAAGAAAAUGUCAGAGAGCAAGGAUAAGGGUGGAAAAGAAGGCAAGAUCAAGAAGGCUUUCAAAUGUUGUCUGCUUUGAUCUAGACCCGACCUUUCAGUCAGACACACAGAGCCAAACCAGACUAGAGCCUCCGCGGCACAGUGGCAUUAGACAGGGACAUGUUCAUUAGGACAUACUGUAGCAAAAUGUUUCAAAACCUUUCUUAUUGGACAAUAUAUUACGUCUCCCUUUGGAACAUUUUCUUCAGUUUCUUGCCUACUGAACACAAACCAGAUCUACAGAUCCUUCCCACUGAACUGAGCCUUCUGCCAUUUUAACACACAUCAAAUCCAUACACAGUACCUCUCACAUUGUGGCAGUCAGAGGGGUGGCCUAACCUAUGUUAGUUAUGCAAACCAUCCUUUGUGCCACUGUUGGGGACCGGUCCAGAGGGGACUGUUUAGAUGAAGUGCCUCAACAUUGAUCGUGAAUAUAUAGGUUAUGAUCACAGACAAUCACUCACUCGCACACUACUUAAAUAUGGCCUUGGUUUGAUGCUCACUUGUAGGAGUAGGUAGCCUCAUCACCAAGAGAAAUUGGCUAUGCUGUUUGAUGUCUUACUGUUUGCACUGCAAUCAAUUUUAUAUUCCUACUUCCACUUUUUAAAAUGUAUUUAUGGUCCACCGCAUGAAAAUCAGUCAGAUAAUUAAGUCACCUUAUUCAUAAUCCAACAUAUUGUCCACAUGUACAAUCCAACAUGUACUAUAUCCACAUCGUGUAUAUAAUACCAGUCAAAAGUUUGGACACACUUACUCAUUCAAGGUUUUUAUUUUAUUUUACUAUUUUCUACAUUGCAGAAUAAUAGUGAAGACAUCAAAACUAUGAAAUGACACACGUGGAAUCAUCAAGUGCUGAGAACUUGUUGGCUGCUUUUCCUUCAUUCUGCGGUCCAACUUUUCCCAAACCAUCUCAACUGGGUUGAGGUCGGGGGAUUGUGGAGGCCAGGUCAUCUGAUGCAGCACUCCCAUCACGCUCCUUCUUGGUCAAAUAUCACUUACACAGCCUGGAGGUGUGUUUUGGGUCAUUGUCCCGUUGAAAAACAAAUGAUAGUCCCACUAAGCGGAAACCAGAUGGGAUGGCGUAUCGCUGCAGAAUGCUGUAGUAGCCAUGCUGGUUAAGUGUGUCUUGAAUUCUAAAUAAAUCACAGUGUCACCAUCACACCACCUCCUCCAUGCUUCACAGUGGGAACCACAUAUGUGGAGAUCAUCCGUUCACCUAAUCUGCAUCUCACAAAGACACGGCGGUUGGAACCAAACAUCUCAAAUUUGGACUCAUCAGACCAAAGGACUAAUGUCCAUUGCUCAUGUUUCUUGGCCUAAGCAGGUCGCUUAUUAUUAUUGGUGUCCUUUAGUAGUGGUUUCUUUGCAGCAAUUCGACUAUGAAGGCCUGAUUCAUGCAGUCUCCCUGAACAGUUGAUGUUGAGAUGUGUCUGUUACUUGAACUCUGAAGCAUUUAUUUGGGCUGCAAUCUGAGUCUGGUAACUCUAAUGAACUUAUCCUCUGCAGCAGAGGUAACUGCUUCCUUUCCUGUGGCGGUCCACAUGAGAGCCAGUUUCAUCAUAGCGCUUGGUCUUUUCAACUGCUCUUGAAUACAUUUUCCGUAUUGACUGACCUUCAUGUCUUAAAGUAAUGAUGGACUGUUGUUUCUCUUUCCUUAUUUGAGCUGUUCUUGCCAUAAGGUCUUUUAGCCCUAGUUGGUAUAUUCUGCACAUCACCCCUACCUUGUCACAACACAUCUGAUUGGCUCCAAAAAAUUGAGGAAAGAAAUUCCACAAAUUAACUUUUAACAAGGCACACCUGUUAAUUGAAAUGCAUUCCAGGUGAUUACCUCAUGCAGCUGGUUGAGAGAAUGCAGAGUGUGCAAAUCUGUCAUCAAGGCAUGGGGUGGCCACUUUGAAGAAUCUCAUGAAAUAUUUUUGAUUUAAAAAAAAAACUUUUGGUUACUACAUGAUUCCAUAUAUGUUAUUUCAUAGUUUGUCUUCACUAUUAUUCUACAAUGUAGUAAAAAUAAAGAAAAGCCAUAAAAUGAGUAGGUGUGUCCAAACUUUUGACUUUUGUCGACUGCACUUUUUCUCCACAAAAAUGUCAAUGUUUCGGUGUUGCCUUUCUAAUUCUACACUUGAAACUGAAGCAUUAAACUAAAUUACUGUUUGUGUGCACACUUAUUAUGGGUUAUAUACAAACAGUUUUUGUGUUACCAAAUAAAGUUCUCUUUUGUAAUGAA
This is a messenger RNA of Oncorhynchus nerka (sockeye salmon), 2978 nucleotides long. RefSeq names its product ras-related protein ralB-B. Lineage: Eukaryota; Metazoa; Chordata; Actinopteri; Salmoniformes; Salmonidae. The coding region runs from base 183 to 794 and encodes 203 amino acids. The transcript is spliced from 5 exons. The record is from RefSeq and is a predicted model, not a curated record. Gene Ontology annotation, biological process: Ras protein signal transduction. Gene Ontology annotation, cellular component: plasma membrane. Gene Ontology annotation, molecular function: GDP binding; GTP binding; GTPase activity.